AUGGCCUCCAAUUUCUCCGAAGAUAAUAUCAAGGAGCUCAAAUAUCGCCUCGAAGCCGCAGCUGUCCAAUGCUCUGAGCGCUGUCUUUAUCAGUCCGCAAAAUGGGCGGCCGAAAUCCUUGACUCCAUCAUCCCAAUAGACAACUAUGACACCGAUCCAGACUCGCCGAUGGACAUUACCGAACCGCGACCGCAGAAUCCCUACCUACGAACCCAGGAUCCGGUAGAAGCUGCGCUUGAAGCUCAAGAAUACCAUAAAUACCUCCUAGCAAAAUCAUAUUUCGAUACUCGCGAAUACGACCGAUGCGCCUCAGUGUUCCUCCCCCCGACAAUAUCGCCCGUCUCAUUAUCAACAUCGUCGCCGCAAUCAAAACUCAAAUCAUCACUAAGGAACCGUAAAUCACAGGGCUCUCCACACGCUGGAUUGAAGGACAACGAUUUGAAGAGGAGUCCAUAUCCAAAGCUCAGUCAGAAAUCGUUGUUCCUCGCAUUAUAUGCCAAAUAUCUCGCUGGGGAAAAGCGAAAGAAUGAGGAAACGGAGAUGGUUCUAGGUCCGGCGGACGGCGGUGCAACUGUCAACCGAGAGCUUCCAGAUCUUGCCCGUGGCUUAGAAGGCUGGUUUGCGGAGCGUCAGGAGAAGGGUGUUGAAGAUCAAAACCACGGAUGGCUUGAGUACCUGUACGGAGUCAUUCUCAUCAAAGGGCGAAACGAGGAGGAAGCGAGAAAGUGGCUAAUCAGGAGUGUCCAUCUGAAUCCUUUCCACUGGGGUGCGUGGCAGGAGUUGAACGAUCUGCUUGCAAGUACAGAAGAUUUGAAGCAAGUUGUUGAACACCUACCGCAAAACAUCAUGACUCUCAUCUUCCACGUCCAUUGCAGCCAGGAGCUGUAUCAAGCUACGGAGGAUACUUAUCAAACCCUAUCCGAGCUCGAGAACAUAUUUCCUACCAGCGCCUUCCUCAAGACGCAGAGAGCUCUACUCUACUACCACUCAAAAGAUUUUGAAGAAGCAUCUCACAUCUUCACGGACAUCCUAAUCACUUCUCCCCACCGCCUCGACAGUCUUGACCAUUACUCCAACAUACUCUACGUGAUGGGGGCCCGGCCGCAACUAGCCUUCGUUGCCCAAGUCGCGACAGCCACAGAUAAAUUCCGCCCUGAAACAUGCUGCGUUGUCGGGAACUACUAUUCCCUCAAAUCCGAACACGAAAAGGCAGUUAUGUAUUUCCGACGCGCUUUGACCCUAGACCGCAAUUUCCUCUCCGCCUGGACGCUCAUGGGCCACGAAUACAUUGAGAUGAAGAACACCCACGCCGCAAUUGAAUCCUAUCGCCGUGCCGUCGAUGUCAACCGCAAGGACUACCGCGCCUGGUACGGUCUCGGUCAGGCCUACGAAGUCUUAGACAUGUCCUUUUAUGCCCUCUUCUACUACCAGCGCGCCGCGGCGCUUCGCCCCUACGACCCCAAGAUGUGGCAAGCUGUAGGAUCCUGCUAUGCAAAGAUGGGCCGCAUCGAGCAGAGCAUCAAGGCUCUCAAGCGUGCCCUCGUCGCAGGCUCAUACUACGCCGAAGAUCCCUCGCAACACGGCGGGCGCAAAAUUCUCGACCCGGAAACACUCUAUCAGAUCGCUACUCUCUAUGAACGUCUCGAGGACGAAGAAGAAGCAGCCGCUUAUAUGGAACUCACAUUGCAGCAAGAAACAGGUGGACAGCCAGAUGAAGUAUCCGACGUAUCUGAUAGCGAGAUCGAAGACGACCAGUCAAAUACAGCUUCAACUUCUGGAGCCAAUCAGCGGCGCGCAAGGAGGAGCCCCAACGAUGACGAAGAGGAGGCAUACCACGGCACAGGACCAACGGCUACAACUUCAAAAGCGCGGCUAUGGCUUGCCCGAUGGUCUUUAAGGCAUGGAGACUUGGAACGUGCGGAUCAGCUGGCAGGGGAAUUGUGCCAGGAUGGUGUGGAGGUUGAAGAGGCCAAGGCGUUAAUGAGGGAUGUCCGGGCGAGAAGGGAAGCGGGUGCAUGA
Aspergillus nidulans FGSC A4 is the source of this 2019-nucleotide messenger RNA. Its product is annotated as anaphase promoting complex subunit CDC23. Gene Ontology annotation, biological process: positive regulation of mitotic sister chromatid separation; protein ubiquitination; anaphase-promoting complex-dependent catabolic process. The record is from RefSeq and is a predicted model, not a curated record. Lineage: Eukaryota; Fungi; Ascomycota; Eurotiomycetes; Eurotiales; Aspergillaceae. Gene Ontology annotation, cellular component: anaphase-promoting complex. Gene Ontology annotation, molecular function: cyclin binding; ubiquitin protein ligase activity. The coding region runs from base 1 to 2019 and encodes 672 amino acids. The transcript has 4 exons.